UUUUUGCUUGAAAAGGUGUCACUUGUCCUAGAAGAAAAAGAAAAGAGGAAAAGAGAAAAUCCAAUUUACUCAGGAGCUUUCAACUGCUUGUGCAUGACUAAUAUGUUUUUUUUUCAUUAGAUUUAAAAAUUUAAUAUCUACUUCCAUACCAUUCUUUUUGUUAAAAUUUGUUAAGAAAUGUGAAACACUGAUAAUAUUCUUAUUAAGAGCUACCAGAAGUAGUAAGGCAUUACCUCCAAUAUUCUGUUUUUGCAGCUGUUAGCCACUUUUAUAAUUUUUGAUUAAAAAAGAAGAAUCAUGUUUUAAAAAUGUAUUGAGCUAAUGAAACUGUUCCCUAAUAAAAACACUUUCUUUUUGCUGAAGUUUGAUAUUGAUUCUUUGCCCCCCGGUUCUAAUGACAUAAGAGGGAGAAAAUGAGGAAUUUAUGUACAUUCAAACGACAGGAAGAAGUUGCGCUACUCUUCUAAUGUGGAGGCAAGAAAGGACGGGCGUGCAUGUCUCUAGUGUUUACAUUAAUGGCUACCAAAACGGAGUCAGAUAGCUCUCUUCGAUCGAAGAAAGAACUGACAGAAAAGUUCCUACAGCUUCGAAAACAAGCUCUGGAAGAUGGAGUAUACGAUAGCUACCUCCGUGAGGUGUUUUUAAAACAUGCCAACAAAGGUUCUACGAAGAGAUUCACUUUGUUUGGAUCCAGGAAGUUAUUCAUCGCUAGCGCUGUUUUCGUUGUACUGGGGAUCAUAUAUUACAACUGCCCCUUUACUUAUCAAGAUGUCUUAGACGAAUUUUAUACAAGCAGGUGUUUGGUAGAAAACAGUGCAAUACUAGGGGAGAUUGCCAGACCUCUUGCAGAUUGCGGUAUAUGCCGUGGCUUGAGUGAAGUCCCCAUCAUAAACAACCUAAGUGAGGAAGAAUUUGUUGAAAAAUACGCUUACACGGGCAGACCAGCGUUAGUGAGAGGAGAGACGGGGAACUGGACGGCAUUUGAGGUGUUUUCUUUUGACUACUUCAAGGAGUUAUACACAGAAACCCCAGAUGCAUUUGAGAUAACAGAAAAUGAAUGUCAGUUCUUUUCGUACCAGUCAAGGUUUUCUUCACUGGAGGAAAUGUUUAAUAUGUCCAAAGAGAGGGCAAAUUAUGAGGAAGGACAGGAACACUGGUAUAUUGGCUGGAGUAAUUGUGUUGCUGAUGUUGCCAAAAAGCUGAGGAAGCAUUAUCAGAAGCCACACUUUUUACCCAAGGACUCAGAAACCAGCUCUCUGGACUGGAUAUUUAUGGGCUGGUCAGGAGAUGGGGCAGCUAUGCAC
Messenger RNA from Lingula anatina, 1304 nucleotides. RefSeq lists its product as uncharacterized. Lineage: Eukaryota; Metazoa; Brachiopoda; Lingulata; Lingulida; Lingulidae. Gene Ontology annotation, molecular function: 2-oxoglutarate-dependent dioxygenase activity. The record is from RefSeq and is a predicted model, not a curated record.